AUGAAUUCUUCGUUAUUUAACGAGGAGGAUAAAGUUUUACUCUUAGGCGAGGGUAAUUUUUCCUUUACCAUUGCUUUAUUUAAGAAGAAUUUAAAUAUCAAUAUUAUUGCCACUUGUUAUGAAGCAGAAUUGAAAAAAACAGCCGAAAGCAAUGUUGAAUUUUUGAGAGCAAACGGUGUUCAAGUUUUAACGAAUAUUGACGCGACGAAAUUGAAUGAAUCUGUCAAAUUUGAGACGAAAGUUUUUGAUAAAAUAAUAUCAUUAAUGAUUUUAAAUUUAAUAUUUAAAAAUUGUUAGAAAAUUUUUAAUAUUUUAAUGAUUUUAAGUCUAAUAAUA
Molecule: messenger RNA, 336 nt
Organism: Leptopilina heterotoma
Lineage: Eukaryota; Metazoa; Arthropoda; Insecta; Hymenoptera; Figitidae
Product: 25S rRNA (uridine-N(3))-methyltransferase-like
Exons: 2
Coding region: 1-297 (98 amino acids)
Biological process (GO): rRNA base methylation
Molecular function (GO): rRNA (uridine-N3-)-methyltransferase activity
Source: RefSeq, a predicted model, not a curated record